Molecule: messenger RNA, 1302 nt
Organism: Volvox carteri f. nagariensis
Lineage: Eukaryota; Viridiplantae; Chlorophyta; Chlorophyceae; Chlamydomonadales; Volvocaceae
Gene: deg1C
Product: trypsin family
Exons: 14
Coding region: 1-1302 (433 amino acids)
Biological process (GO): proteolysis
Molecular function (GO): protein binding; serine-type endopeptidase activity
Source: RefSeq, a predicted model, not a curated record
AUGACCAAGCCUGUCACGUCCGCCGUUUCCGGCUUUCCCACGGCGCGACCCUGGUCUUUCAAGGCCCUAACGUCCUGCGCAGCUGCAUCGGAUGCGACAAAGCCCCUCCGCCUCGCCAUUGCACGCGCAUCAUGCGAUCGCCAGAGCACCUAUCAGGAAACCUCCACGCAGCAGCCUCAGCGACCCCACGGUCGGGCCCUGGCUCUGGCUGCCAGCACCACCCUGAGUCUGAUGCUGCUGAGCAGUGACCUGGGUUCCGGAGCCGCCGGGCUGCUGGGGCCCCCUGCGGCCCUCGCCGAGCCCCGCAAUGUGGACCCCAUGACCAUGCAGCUUCCCGAGGCACCACCCGACCUCACACCGGAGGAGGUUCGCGCCAUCCGCAUAUUCGCACGCAACACGCCCUCCGUUGUCAACAUCACCAACAUACAGCAGGUACCCGUGCAGAACGGCUACUGGUCCAUGGACGUGCAACGGAUACCCGCGGGCUUCGGAAGCGGUUUCGUGUGGGACGACAAGGGCCACGUUGUGACCAACUACCACGUCAUUCGGGGUGCCGACGAGGUGAAAGUGACGCUGCUGGAUCAGUCCACGUACAGCGCCCGAGUGGUGUGUGGCUGGCUGGCUGGCUGGCUGGCUGGGGUGGGCGGCGACGCGGACAAGGACGUGGCUGUGCUGCAGCUGCAGGGGCUCCCCUCGGAGAAGCUGCGGCACCUGCAGCCCGUGACCCUGGGCAGCUCCGCCGGGCUGCUGGUGGGGCAGAGGGUGUUCGCCAUCGGCAACCCGCUGGGGCUGGAACACACGUUAACCUCCGGUAUCGUGAGUGGCCUUAAUCGGGAGCUGAGCACCGGUACGGUCACUAUCAAGGGGCUGGUGCAGACGGACGCGGCGAUCAACCCGGGGAACAGCGGUGGUGUGCUGCUGGACAGCGCGGGCCGGGUGAUUGGCAUCAACACCGCCAUCGCCGACCCCAGUGGCAAGGGCGCCUCCUCAGGCCAGCCGGGGGUGCUGGUGCUGGAGGUACCCCGGGGCUCCCCCGCUGAGCAGGCGGGCCUGAAGGCCACCACUCGGGACCGCUUCAGUGGCUCCCUGGUGCUGGGGGACAUUAUCACCGGGAUAGACGGCCGACCUGUCAGGAACUACUCCGACCUGGUGGAUAUCUUGGAUGACAAGCGAGUGGGGGACACGGUCAAGGUGGACAUUUUACGAAGCCAAACGGACAACCUGUUCGCCAGCGGGGCUGCGCGGAGGCUGACCGUAACAGUGACACUGGGCGAGAGGGGCCACUUCAAUGUAACCGAGUGA